AGAAAACUCGGACUUUUGUGAUCUCAUUCCCUCCCAAGUCUCCGCGAACUCCCACUCAUCUCCAACAAUGGCCGCUGCUCCAUCCAUUUCCCUUUCAAUUUUCCUCUUCCUUUCCCUCCAUUUCACUUCUUCCUUCUCCAAAAUCCCCCUUCCCUUCCAUUCUUCGCUUCUCCUUCGCCCUCAGACUCCCCCAAUCGAUCCCCUCCUCCCCUACCAGACCGGCUUCUUCACUCAGAUCCUCGACCACUUCAACUUCAAUCCCCAAAGCUACCAAUACUUUCAACAAAGAUAUCUCAUCAACGAUACCUAUUGGGGCGGCGCUGCCCACAAUUCUCCCAUCUUCGUUUACACCGGCAACGAAGGUAAUAUCGAAUGGUUUGCACAGAACACCGGUUUUCUUCUCCAAUCCGCUCCACGUUUCCGUGCACUCGUCGUUUUCAUCGAGCAUAGGUUUUACGGGAAAUCGAUUCCGUUUGGGGGAGAUGAAGAUGUGGCUAACAGUAAUUCCAGUACGCUUGGAUGUUUGAGCUCUACUCAGGCGUUGGCGGAUUAUGCUACUCUCAUUACCGAUUUGAAGAAGAAUUUGUCGGCGGUUGAUUCUCCGGUUCUGGUCUUUGGUGGCUCUUAUGGAGGAAUGCUGGCAGCAUGGUUUAGAUUGAAAUACCCCCACAUUGCCACGGGAGCUUUAGCAUCAUCUGCUCCCAUUCUCCAGUUUGAAAAUAUUACUUCUCCCUAUGCCUUCUCCAACAUCGUCACCCAAGAUUUCAAGAGUGAGAGUCAGAACUGUUACAGGGUGAUUAAAGAGUCAUGGCAUCUGAUUGACAUCACUUCAACCCAUCCACAAGGUCCCCAGUUGCUUCGUAAGUCUUUCAAAUUUUGCAAGGAGGCGGAGGCAGAAUCGAUUAAAAACUGGUUGUCGACGGCAAUAUUGUACACGGCAAUGACCGAUUAUCCCACGCCCUCUAAUUUUUUAAAUCCCUUGCCAGCUUAUCCAGUUAAACAGAUGUGCAAGGCAAUUGACGAUUCAAGGACUGGGAACGACACGUUUGCGAAGUUGUAUGGUGCGGCUAACGUCUAUUAUAACUACACGGGCACCGCUACGUGUUUUGAUCUUGACGAUGAUUCUGAUCCUCACGAUCUUGGAGACUGGACUUGGCAGGCAUGUACGGAAAUGAUAUUGCCAACAGGUGGUAACACAAAAGAAAGCAUAUUUCCUGCCUCAACAUGGCACUUUGCAGAUCGACUCCAUUUUUGCAAAACCUUCUUUGACGUUGAGCCUCGCCGUAUUUGGAUCCCCACACACUUUGGGGGCCAUAAUAUUGAGAGAGUUCUGAAGAGGUUUGGAAGCAACAUAAUCUUCUUCAAUGGCUUGAGAGAUCCUUGGAGUGGUGGAGGGGUGCUCAAAAACAUAUCCUCAACUAUAAUAGCUAUUGUGGCAAAGGAAGGAGCUCAUCAUGUAGACUUGAGAUUCUCAAGUGCUGAAGAUCCAAAAUGGUUGAAAGAUGUGAGACAGCAGGAGCUGAGUAUUAUUGAGGAUUGGCUUUCCCAAUAUUACUUGGACUUGGCCCAAUAUUGAUAUCUUAUCCUGCCCACAUGUUUAUAUAUAGAAGGCCCAAACACGAAGCCCACUCAAAUGAUGGAGGAAAUACGUCCUUUCUACUUCAUUGUUUUUCAAAAUAAUAAAUCAAAGCCAUUCAGGUAAAGAUUCCAAAUGUCUAUUGAAUACUUCCAUGUUUUAAAUGUUUUCUAAAUAAGGAGAUGCUAGCCAAAUAAAUUUAGCUCCACGCUAUAAAAUUUAUAUGAACUUUCAUCUUUGAAGUUAAAAA
This is a messenger RNA of Cucumis melo (muskmelon), 1826 nucleotides long. RefSeq lists its product as uncharacterized. Bases 68 to 1576 code for a protein of 502 amino acids. Gene Ontology annotation, molecular function: dipeptidyl-peptidase activity; serine-type exopeptidase activity. The record is from RefSeq and is a predicted model, not a curated record. NCBI's taxonomy places the organism in Eukaryota, Viridiplantae, Streptophyta, Magnoliopsida, Cucurbitales, Cucurbitaceae. Gene Ontology annotation, biological process: proteolysis. The transcript is spliced from 10 exons.